AUGGCACCCCCGACGAGACAAUUCGACAGGCUUUCAAUCGGUCAGAGUAUGCCUGAAACUCGUGUCCAGUCGUCACGGACCGCUCGCGUAGCGGGGCGGCCUGAUCCUUCCGACAACGACGACGACAGUGGGAACCAAGAGGACGACAACUCUCCUGUAGAGAGUUCGAGCGAUGAGGAAGAAAACGAGGACGAGGAAGAGGAAGAAUCUACUCGCGCGUCCACUGUCCGGACGCGAUCUGGGAUCACGUAUGAUUUGAGCCACCUAGAUACCGAAUCCGAGGCCAAGGCAUUACUAGGCUUGACGGGCCAAUUCGAAGUCGUCAAUUGCGGUACCUCGUCCUCUGGCUAUGAAUUCCAGCUUCUCGAUCGACCGCGAGUGCACAUUGGACCAGGUCCGCCUACUUGUACCUGCACAACGUUCCAAAGUCGGCCGGGGGUGGCCUGUCACCACAUCUUUUGGCUCCUUGAUCAGCUCCAUGGUUGCUUCCUCACUGAUCCUGCCUCGACGGAGUUAGCUCUUUCGCACGAUGGCCGCCCCCGUGUGCGUCCGCGCAUUGAGGACCUUCUAAACGGCCAGCUUGAAGCGGUAGCGGACCAAAUGAACUGGCCGUACCUUCGGGUCGAAGGCGACGGGAGGAGUACAGGUAUGACGCGUGCCGAAAAGGUGCGAGACGUCCUCUCUGCAUUCAGUCCGAAGGUCCUACCUGAGGAUUUCCGCCAGGAUUUGGUCGAAACAACUGCGCAAACGCGAACUCCGGAACAAUGCGUGGUUCAGGGUGAUUUCGAAGCGACUAUCUUCCGGCUUGCGGUUCACGAUGAAAGCGUUUUCACGAGCAUGUGCAAGGCAAUGCCUUCUGGCGCCUGCGCGGCGAUCUACUUUGACAAGGUCCAGGAGCAGUUGCGUCGACUGCUGGCCAAUUUUGACCGGUACUGUGCGACAGGGGAACAGCCUGUAGACUCGAGCAGCCCUGGAAGAGGAACACUUGAGGUGGACGAAGUUGUUGGGCAGCUACGCCGUUCGGUCUCUCGUAUACACGCGAACAUUGCCCUCCGUGCGCCCUAUGGUUCCGAAGGUGCUGCAAAGGCACUCGUCUCUAUUCUCGAAGCAAUUGCCACGCGCAACAAAGAUCCUUUGGAGGGCAAUACAUGGGGCCGAGCUUCCUUCCACGGUGAGGAUGAGGAUCAGCGCAAUCUAUACCAUUUGCUCAUUGGGUCUGAGGAUAUGGAUCUGGAUCCUGACGCAGAGCUGUUCGUGAUCGAUGCGCUGUGUGCCCUUCCUCCGACGGAUCUUGCACAGUAUAUCCACAAGCUGCUGGAAAUUCGGAGCAAGAUUGAGGUCAAUCGUGCGCCGAAGCAGUUUCUCAUCCGGCUUGGGGCUUUAAUUCGACAAGCUGAGUCGGCCCGCGUAGGUGCAGCAUCAGCCUCUGGACAGAAGCGACCGGCAGCUGGGAACUCGGGCGGUUAUUCGAAACGGAGUCGCUAG
Penicillium daleae is the source of this 1485-nucleotide messenger RNA. RefSeq lists its product as uncharacterized. The transcript is spliced from 2 exons. The record is from RefSeq and is a predicted model, not a curated record. Lineage: Eukaryota; Fungi; Ascomycota; Eurotiomycetes; Eurotiales; Aspergillaceae. The coding region runs from base 1 to 1485 and encodes 494 amino acids. Gene Ontology annotation, molecular function: zinc ion binding.